Cynocephalus volans (Philippine flying lemur) is the source of this 2185-nucleotide messenger RNA. It is a transcript of the gene FOXP3, whose product is annotated as forkhead box P3. The record is from RefSeq and is a predicted model, not a curated record. Gene Ontology annotation, cellular component: nucleus. Gene Ontology annotation, biological process: regulation of transcription by RNA polymerase II. Gene Ontology annotation, molecular function: DNA-binding transcription repressor activity, RNA polymerase II-specific; RNA polymerase II cis-regulatory region sequence-specific DNA binding. NCBI's taxonomy places the organism in Eukaryota, Metazoa, Chordata, Mammalia, Dermoptera, Cynocephalidae. The transcript has 11 exons. The coding region runs from base 11 to 1303 and encodes 430 amino acids.
CAAGGACCCAAUGCCCAACCCCAAGCCAGCCAAGCCCUUGGCCCCUUCCUUGGCCCUUGGCCCAUCCCCAGGAGCCUCACCCAGCUGGAGGUCUGCACCCAAGGCCUCAGACCUGGUAGGGGCCAGGGGCCAGGGGGGAACCUUCCUGGGCCGGGACCUCCGAAGUGGAGCCCAUGCCUCCUCCUCCUUGAUCCCCAUGCCACCAUCGCAGAUGCAGCUGCCCACAGUGCCCCUAGUCAUGGUGGCACCCUCUGGGGCACGGCUGGGCCCCUCACCCCACUUGCAGGCUCUCCUCCAGGACAGGCCACACUUCAUGCACCAGCUAUCAACAGUGGAUGCCCACGCCCGGACCCCCGUGCUGCAGGUGCGCCCACUGGACAGCCCAGCCAUGCUCAGACUCCCGCCACCCACCGCCACCACCGGGGUCUUCUCCCUCAAGGCCCGGCCCGGUCUGCCACCUGGGAUCAACGUGGCCAGCCUAGAGUGGGUAUCCAGGGAGCCAGCAUUGCUCUGCACCUUCCCAAGCCCUGGUGCACCCAGGAAGGACAGCACCCUUUCAGCAGUGCCCCAAGGCUCCUACCCACUGCUGGCUAAUGGCGUCUGCAAGUGGCCUGGAUGUGAGAAGGUCUUCGAGGAGCCAGAGGAUUUUCUCAAGCACUGCCAGGCAGACCAUCUCCUGGAUGAGAAGGGCAGGGCACAGUGUCUCCUCCAAAGAGAGGUGGUACAGUCUCUGGAGCAGCAGCUGGUGCUGGAGAAGGAGAAGCUGGGUGCUAUGCAGGCCCACCUGGCUGGGAAGAUGGCUGUGACCAAGGCCCCAUCUGUGGCAUCAUCUGACAAAGGCUCCUGCUGCAUCGUAGCAGCUGGCACCCAGGGCAGUGUCGUCCCAGCCUGGCCUGGCCCCCGGGAGGCCCCUGACAGCCUGUUUGCUGUGCGGAGGCACCUCUGGGGCAGCCAUGGAAACAGCACAUUCCCAGAGUUCUUCCACAACAUGGACUACUUCAAGUUCCACAACAUGCGGCCCCCUUUCACCUAUGCCACCCUCAUCCGCUGGGCCAUCCUGGAGGCUCCGGAGAAGCAGCGGACACUCAAUGAGAUCUACCACUGGUUCACACGCAUGUUCGCCUUCUUCAGAAACCAUCCUGCCACCUGGAAGAAUGCCAUCCGCCACAACCUGAGCCUGCACAAGUGCUUUGUGCGGGUGGAGAGCGAGAAGGGAGCUGUGUGGACCGUGGAUGAGUUCGAAUUUCGCAAGAAAAGAAGCCAAAGGCCCAGCAGGUGCUCCAACCCUACACCCGGCCCCUGACCUCAAACCCAAGGAAAGAAGGACGGACGGAUAGGGGCCAAAAUGGGGGAGCAGAGGUGGCGGGGGAAGGGAUGACAGGCCUUGGAUGUGCCCACAGGAACCAAGAAGUGAGGUGCCCACUCACUGUCUUGCCCACCAGGGCCCCUGCUCCCCAGCUGGCUGCCCUCCUGGAUCACAUCUUCUGCCUCAAGGCUAUUCAGAGGGCCCCAGCCCCCACCCCAGCCCCCCAAGACAGGCUCUCCAGCCAAAUGGAGCCUUCACAGCCACCCCCACACACAGCCUGCCUCAGCCACCCUCACAGACAACCCCAGGGCUGGAAAAGCCACACACUCAACAAUCCUGUUCCUUGAACUCAACACAAACCCCAAAGCACAAAGAGCCUGCUUCGGUCCAUUCAAAUGACCUCCAAGCUGCAUAGUCACAGUCACACACAGUCACAUACAAGCACGGUCCUGUCAGCUCACAUACCCUAAAGCAUGCACCUACAGCCAGCCUCGGGGCCCACAGGUGCAGGGUCAUACGAGGUGUGCCCACACCCCUCACACAGAAGCAGCAUCAGUAUCCUUGGGAUUUCGGGUCCCAGAAAGCCACACAGACACAUAACCGGUCACGCAUGGUUGCAUGCAGCUCCUGACACAUACACUCGGUCACAAACACAGCCUGUUAGAACUCACCUGCAUAUCGCAUGUGUGUAUACACACACACAGCUCCCUGUGGGUCUCCCAAGUCCUGUGCAGACACACACUGACUUGCCAAAACACACCGUGUGUCUCACCUGCCACUCACCACACUCUCCCCUGCCCUGAACCCUGAUCCAUGGCUUCACCGAGACUGCAGAAGAGCCCCUCAUUUAUUUGGGAUCCAAGGCCCCCAACCCCUAGU